AAGUCAUACCUAAUUCAUUUCUCUUUGAUGUAUGUGUUCUCUUCUUUAGCUUCUUUCAACCAAACACUACUUAGUUUACACACUUAACAUGGAAGACCAAUGUAGCCCUCUUGUCUUGCCUUACUUUUUCCAAGAAGAGGGAAUCGAGGAGCUGAAACAUUCUCUGUUGUAUACGACGUUGGAGUUGGAGAACACAGUUGUUUGUGCUCGUGAUGAGAUUGCGAAGAAGGAUCAAGAAAUCGUGCGGCUCAGGAAUCUUCUGGGGAGGAUUAUGAAGGAGAGGGAUGAGGCUAUGGAGGAAUGCCGGAGGUUAGGAUUAGAGAAACAGCUUCUCCGGCAGAAUCUGCAGAUUCAGAGGCAACCGCGCGGCGGCAUUGUGGAGGCCCGGCCGCCUUCUAGCGCCACGACCACGGCGGCGAGCAAUGAAGAUCAGUCGUCGGAUUCUGAGGAAAACAACAACCACAACUACAACGUUGUUGUUAAUGUUGCUCCGGGUCAACGCUCGUCAACGCCGCCGCCGAUUGCGACGGGGGCGAUUACUCCGAAGUUUGUGGGUGUUGACGUGACGGAUAAAAUCGCGGCGAAAAUGCCGUUGCCGGAGAAGGGGAAAUUCUUGCAGGCGGUGAUGGAAGCGGGGCCGUUACUCCAAACGCUCCUCCUCGCCGGCCCUCUCCCGGAGUGGCAACACCCGCCGCCUCAGCUCAACUCCGUCGACAUCCCGCCGGUCACAAUUUCCCCCUCCGCUUCCUCCACCCCCACGCAGCAGCGGCUGCUCCUCCAGGACUCCGCCGCCGCCACCGGCGGCAUGGGUUAUUUCAGCAAGAAGAGGCCGGCAAAUGGCGCGUGCGACUCUCCAUCUCCCUCAAAGUACCAAAAAGCCCUUAACCACAUAUCGCCAUUGAUGACCACCAACAUCAUCUCUGCUAGCUAGCGGCGGCGCGGGCAUCAAUUCGCCUCCAUUAUCAUUACUAUAUAUAUAUAUUAACCAGAAAGCAUACAUAUAUCCAUCCUUGUCAUACUGUUAAGAAUUGAACAUUCUGGGAAAGUUACUCAGAAUGACAUGGCCUGGAUGGUAUCAUGCAUGCAUCCAAUUAGGAAGAACCAAAAAAAAAAAAAAAAAAAAAAAAAACCAAAAAGAAAAGAGAUUGUUUAGGAUUAAUUAGUACUGGUUUGCCUUAGAAACUAAGCAUCCUUCAUUACUAAUUUUAGGAGAGAGACAGAGCUUAAGAAGGCCUAAUUAUGAAUGGCCUUUUGAUUUGUUUCUCCUUCAACCAUGAAUCCCACUAAUACUAUGGUUUUGGAAAUCAAUUCAAUCCUUUCAUUUAACAAA
Ipomoea nil (Japanese morning glory) is the source of this 1330-nucleotide messenger RNA. RefSeq lists its product as uncharacterized. Bases 89 to 931 code for a protein of 280 amino acids. Lineage: Eukaryota; Viridiplantae; Streptophyta; Magnoliopsida; Solanales; Convolvulaceae. The transcript has 3 exons. The record is from RefSeq and is a predicted model, not a curated record.